GUUCUGUGGGCUCCGGCAUUAGAUCACCGAAAUGGGCGACGAGUACUGGGACCUAGAUGCAAUUCUUGCGGAACAACAGAAACUCCCUAGUUUUUUUCGUAUGGACGUUCCUGGCUAUGGCUUCCUGGAAGGAAACUUGGAUGUUGACCUUGCUGCUAAUACACGUAUCGAACUUCCUUACUGGCUUGCUGAGCACUUAGCCCUAAAUGACUAUAUUGAUUUGGAGCUUCCAAAGUGCUUUGGACAUCGCGUGCGGAAUGACUUGAAUGCCUCUCCUACCUCUGUGAAUCUUGGUAGCCUCUGCUCCUACUACUAUCGCUUUGGUGUUAAGAUCAUCAACUUGGUGGUGGACGCGAUGCUACCCGAUAUCCUCGCGGACGCUUUUAUAGCACGAUUACCUCUUAUUAUGGAUUAUACCCAGACAUCACGAUUACGAACGGACCGAUCUGAGUUCAUAUAUUCAUUAGAUGAAACGGAGAAAGAAUUGUAUAAAACAGGUCACGAGAGUGUUACGGCUAUGGCACAAUGGGAUCAACGAAAGGCCGUCCGAAUACACACGGCAGAGGUUCUCCGCCGGGAAAGAACAAUGUAAAGUUUAGAUGUGAUGGGGCUCCGACAAAGGUCCUCGUCGGGCGGUAAUUUAUUAAUAUUGGGAUACCCUUCAUUCGGCACA
This is a messenger RNA of Spizellomyces punctatus DAOM BR117, 673 nucleotides long. RefSeq lists its product as uncharacterized. Lineage: Eukaryota; Fungi; Chytridiomycota; Chytridiomycetes; Spizellomycetales; Spizellomycetaceae. The record is from RefSeq and is a predicted model, not a curated record. Gene Ontology annotation, cellular component: GINS complex. Gene Ontology annotation, biological process: mitotic DNA replication initiation. The transcript has 7 exons. Bases 32 to 592 code for a protein of 186 amino acids.